CUUUUUUUUUUUUUUUAAUGUCGCCAUAUUCUUUGCUCCGUAUUAGAGUAGAUUAUAGUGGCGUUUGUUCGCCUCUCCUCUCAAGGUUUACAAAACUGUUUUGGCACAAGAAGGUUCCGGAGACGCUCGACGGCACCGAUGAGGCGCGCUCGCGUGUGCUGUCACGCAGAUGGGGGCCGACGGCAGCAAGAAGAAGCCGGCUGAUAGCCGCGAGGAAGAGCCCCUCUCAUCAGGCUGGCGUGGCUUCCUGUCCAGCAUGGGCCUGUCGUUGCCUGCAACCUUGUGCCGCCUGGCGCCGCCCGCUUUGCGCCUGGGUCGCCGGCCCAUGCUCCAAAGCAGGGCGCCUGACAUCCCCGAACACGUCCUGAGGCUGGCAGGGGUGGGCCCAGACAAGUUGAGAUCCGAAUGGAGCCUGCCGGGCUUCGUCGCUAUGUUCCUACCCGAGUUCCCCCACAGGGGUGCGCCGGGACAAGAACACUUUCAGGUGUUAAGUUACAUCGCCAAAGGUUCUUUCGGACCCAUCUUGAAGGUGAAGGACAAGGCCAAACAGAGAACGUAUGCCGUCAAAGUGAUUCCCAAAUCUGAAAUCCUCCGAUUAGGCGUGCUGGAGCAGUCAAAAGAAGAGGUGAUAGUUCAGCGUCAGAUUCGCCACCCGUUUGUGCACGACCUGCAGGACUGUUGGCAGACGCAGCGCCACCUCUACAUUAUGUGCGACUACUGCAGCACUGGUGACCUUUACACCUACUGGCAGAUGAUUGGACUCUUCGCAGAGGACACGGUGCGGGUGUUUGCCGCCGAGCUGGGCUCUGCGCUGGGAUUUCUUCACGACUUUGGUGUCAUCCAUAGAGAUGUGAAGAUGGAGAACAUCUUGCUGACAGACAAUGGACACCUCCGUCUGGCCGACUUUGGUUUGUCUCGCCGCCUGGAGCGAGGAGGUCGGGCUUUCACCAUCUGCGGCACCAUCCAGUACAUGGCCCCCGAGGUACUGAGCGGCGGUCCCUACAACCACGCGGCCGAUUGGUGGUCGCUGGGCAUCCUGCUAUUCUCGUUGGCUACCGGCAAGUUCCCCUUGCCUCCAGAGCCGGACCACUGUGGCAUGCUGAGGAGGGUGCGGUCUUUCCCCUAUGAAAUGCCCCUCAGCCUGAGCCCCCCUUUGGCCAUGCUCAUCACAGAGCUACUGUGCAAAAUGCCCGCCCGCCGACUUCGCACCCUGGAUCGUUUCCAACGCCAGACCUUCUUCCGUGGACUCAGCUUUGACCAAAACCUGCUGCAGCGCCACCCUGUGGAGGUGAUCCUGGAGCUGAGGGAGCGACCCGACCGCGCAGCCAAAGCCCGCCGAGGCCUCACGCUUUCACUGCAGCCACUCAAAGGCUUCGAGUACGACUCGUUACUCGGGCCGCCAAACACGCCCGACGCGCAGGCGCAGGUAGCUGGCCCGCGUAAGGAGGUGUUUGUCUGAUUCCGUCAAUCGAGAAGGCUUGCAUCACUACGGAACAGACUUUGCAAGGUUUUGGUUAACAAAAUGGCGGGUCCAUCCCUAAAAUGGCCACGUCAAGAAGAAACAGACCCUCCAUUGUUGUUUACUGCAUGGCCUUAAACCACACUCGCUAUCAGGUUACCCUUUCACAACAAAGCGUGCUAAACUGGACCGACGACCCGAUGUAGAGGAAAUAUCUCAAGGACUCGUGUGUGUGAAAUUCAACAGGAAGUCAGGAAGACAUUUGUAUUUCAAGCAGCCAUUUUGAGCUAAACUCAAAUCAUCUCUUUCGGGGCCUCAGCAUUCCUUAAUGGUCAAUGAAAGUCCAGUUGGUCAAAGUCUGCUCUCACAGGAUGCACAAACGAAUCUCAGGCACCUGAAAUGUUUACAGUUUGUUUGACACCCAAAAGAGAGCACCUUUCUAAAGCUUUUGUGUUUGCACAACAAGAAAUGCAAUUUGUUCAUGGACUUGAACGUCGCCUGUCGAUAUUGCCGCAACUGGUGUUAUGGAACGAAAGGUCAUUCAAGCGGAGGACAAUGCCCCCCAUUUUAUUUUCUGUGUAGUCACUUGUGCAAGCCGUUUUCCAGAUUGAUGUUUUCACAGGUACAAAGCUUUUUUUCUUAUCACCUAUUUUAUUUCCCGAUAUACCCGAAUGCCUCACGAGUGAUCCUGACUUUUGUGUUUUGUUGAGAGAAUGCUUAUUUAUACAUAUAUAUAAUUACCAAAAAAGAAAAUCCUCUUUAUACAA
This is a messenger RNA of Syngnathus typhle (broad-nosed pipefish), 2226 nucleotides long. RefSeq names its product ribosomal protein S6 kinase related b (gene rskrb). Gene Ontology annotation, molecular function: protein serine/threonine kinase activity; ATP binding. Bases 170 to 1459 code for a protein of 429 amino acids. Gene Ontology annotation, biological process: protein phosphorylation. Lineage: Eukaryota; Metazoa; Chordata; Actinopteri; Syngnathiformes; Syngnathidae. The record is from RefSeq and is a predicted model, not a curated record. The transcript has 13 exons.